CCGCCUCCCGCGAGCCGGCCGUUGCUGGGCAUGCUCGCUGGGGGCCCCGCGCCGGCAUGGCGGGCGUCUUCGCAGGGGUGACUCUAAUUCUCGGCUUUCGGUUGUAGCCGGCCAGCGCUCAUUUCUCUUCGGAAACCUCUCGGCGCCUGGCGGAGCCGGAAAGGAAGGGCGGGGGCGGGGGCGAAGGUUGAGCGGGGACUGCGGGCUUCCGCGCCGGCUGCAGGCGGGAGGAAGAUGGCUGAGGGCGAGCGGCAGCCGCCGCCAGGGUCUUCAGAGGAUACCCCUCCAGCCACUCAAAACUUCAUCAUUCCAAAAAAGGAGAUCCACACGGUUCCAUACAUGGGCAAAUGGAAGCGCUCUCAGGCAUAUGCUGACUACAUCGGAUUCAUCCUCACCCUCAAUGAAGGUGUGAAGGGGAAGAGGCUGACCGUUGAGUACAGAGUCUCUGAGGCCAUUGAGAAACUGGUCGCUCUUCUCAACACUCUGGACAGGUGGAUCGAUGAGACCCCUCCAGUGGACCAGCCCUCUCGAUUCGGGAACAAGGCUUACCGGACCUGGUAUGCCAAACUUGAUGAGGAAGCAGAAAACUUGGUGGCCACAGUGGUCCCCAGCCAUCUGGCAGCUGCUGUGCCUGAGGUGGCUGUCUACCUAAAGGAGUCCGUGGGCAACUCCACACGCAUCGACUACGGCACAGGACAUGAGGCAGCAUUUGCUGCCUUCCUCUGCUGUCUCUGCAAGGUUGGGGUGUUGCGGGUGGAUGAUCAGAUUGCUAUCGUCUUCAAGGUGUUCAAUCGGUACCUUGAGGUCAUGCGGAAACUCCAGAAAACAUACAGGAUGGAGCCAGCCGGCAGCCAGGGAGUGUGGGGCCUGGAUGACUUCCAGUUUCUGCCCUUUAUCUGGGGCAGUUCGCAGCUGAUAGACCACCCAUAUCUGGAGCCCAGGCACUUUGUCGACGAGAAGGCUGUGAAUGAGAACCACAAGGACUACAUGUUCCUGGAGUGCAUCCUGUUUAUCACCGAGAUGAAGACGGGCCCCUUCGCAGAGCACUCCAACCAGCUGUGGAACAUCAGUGCCGUCCCCUCCUGGGCCAAGGUGAACCAGGGUCUCAUCCGCAUGUAUAAGGCCGAGUGCCUGGAGAAGUUCCCUGUGAUCCAGCACUUCAAGUUUGGGAGUCUGCUGCCCAUCCAUCCUGUCACAUCCUGCUAGGAGGGGCUGAGCAGCAGAGCCAUCCAGGCUGCAGUUCCUGUGCCUGCCCCCCCACCCACCAGCUCCACUCCUCCCCACCCCCUCCCUUUUUUUUUUUCUGUUUGAUGAGAGGCUGUUUACUGGGGUGGGUGGUGAGCUUGGGGUUGAGAGAGGCUCAGGGCAUAAAGCUGAAGGACUCAGGUUGGGAGAAGUGACCAAAGUGUGGCCAGUUUCCUGACUUCCCUGUGGUGGACGGGCAAGAAGAGAAGGGCUGGGGUGGGGUCCCCACGCCCACUCCCACGCCUGGCCUCCUCUCUUCCCUUUGCUCCUGUUCGGCCCCUUUUGAGACCUGAGCUGGUGCGCACGACUGUGGGGAGGGGAGGUGUUUUGCUGUUGUCAUUGCUUUCCCUUCCUGUGUUCCAGGCCUUUGUAGGGGUUGGAGCGGUCACUCCCUGCACGGUGGGUCCACUGGCCAAGCCACGCUUCAGUGGGUGGGUGUCUGGGUGUUCUGAAGACUGGAGGCCGAGGCUGGUGGCCAGCCUGGGGUGAGGUCAGGGCGGGGGAAGCAUCGGCUCCUCCGGCCGGUGACCUCCCAGCCCUUCUCCAGGCCCCCUGGGCCUGUGGGCACCGUGUCCCGCAUCUCUGCCUGCUUCUCUGUCCUCUGGCCCUUGGCGUGGCUGGGUUUCCCGCUCAGAGCCACUCCCCACUCUGGAAGCUGCCCUCUGGGUAGGUGCUGAGGUCAUGGGAGGGCCCCAGCAGGGCUUGCCCGCCAGCUGACUAGGUGAGGCCUGCCUUUUCCAAAGCUUUCCUUGGGUCGGGGUGGGGGGUGGCAGAAAUUCGCGAGGAGCUUGGGGCUAGUUGCUGUGGAGAAGCCGGAUUCUUCUUGGCAGUCCUGCGUCAGCUGCUCCGCUCUCUCCUCGCUGCUGCUUGCUCCUCCCGGGCCCCUGAGCCCUGCUUCCCUGCCCCUCUGGGCGGUGGGUGAGUGGGCCGCAGGAGGGCUCGGAAAGCAGCAGCCACUCUUGCCCUGCCACCUUGCAGACCCGCCUGUUGGCAUGCUGGCACGGGGUAGCAGCGGCCACCUCUGAGGAUGGGCAGAGGCAGGUUGGGCAGGCCUGCCUGAGGGGUGAGGAGUUGCUGGCAUGCCGGUUCCCAGGGCUGCUCCUGGGUCUUGCUCUGUCCAGGCCUGCCCUUCUCUGCUACCCCUGCCCCGUGUCUGGGUCCACACACCCUUUGGGAAGGGGGAGCUCCCAAGAAGCACAACUCAGGGCCUUGAUCCUUGGAUCUGGGCCAGUGGCAAUGGGCAGAGGCUGGGACAAGAGCCACAAGAGUCACAAAGGAGUUUUCCCAGGGGAGGCCCAGGGCCUGCCUCCGUUCCAAGGUCCGGACCACCACCAUCCUGGCACACCCUGCCCUGUCCCCUCUUGUGCCCCCAUAUCCUUGCUCCUUCAUUGCUGUCAUAUUAAAGCCUCUGUUGUGCACCUGU
Manis pentadactyla (Chinese pangolin) is the source of this 2668-nucleotide messenger RNA. RefSeq names its product protein phosphatase 2 phosphatase activator (gene PTPA). Gene Ontology annotation, cellular component: nucleus; protein phosphatase type 2A complex; cytoplasm. Lineage: Eukaryota; Metazoa; Chordata; Mammalia; Pholidota; Manidae. Bases 235 to 1206 code for a protein of 323 amino acids. Gene Ontology annotation, molecular function: protein tyrosine phosphatase activator activity; peptidyl-prolyl cis-trans isomerase activity. The transcript is spliced from 10 exons. Gene Ontology annotation, biological process: mitotic spindle organization. The record is from RefSeq and is a predicted model, not a curated record.